AUGACGCUCAAAGACCUGUUGAAGAAGAAGGACAAAAUCAGGGAUGAUGGUGCAAGCCCUGCAUCCCCGACAGGGGCUACCCUUUCUCCCAAUGUCCCGGAGUUCCAGUUCGUUCGCACCACAACGUCGACGCAAGAAACGAUCGAGCCCCCCAGCUUUCCCGGUGACCCCCAGCGCGAUUCCCCUCUCUUGUCACCUGAGCCGCGAGGCAAAUUUCCCAGAUUCAGAAGUCGUAGCAAUGCCUCGUCACAGGGCGGGGAGCGGCAUCGGUUCCAGCUCGGGCGAAGCAAGUCGAACGCAUCGGCAAACGUACCGGACAAUCUUCCAGAAGUGGGCGGAGAUGGAGUAGCACGAACGGAGGAAGAGGAGGCCAAGUGGGAAAGGAGGGCUACGGUGCUGGUUACAUCAGGGCUGCAACACGGCUCCCAGCCCCCUACACCAAGCCAUGUGCCCAUGAGUCCAAUGUCACAAGGUCGACCGACGACCCCAAGGCGUCGCAGUGCAACUAUUGGCGCUCCAGGGGAUGAGGAGACCAUACAGGAGGCUAUUCGACAACACGAGCAUGGAGAUCUUGAAGCAUCAACGUCUCUGUUUGGAAAACUUGCUGAUCCCAAUGGUGCAAACAAUGCUCUAGCUCAAGUUCUCUACGGCCUCGCCCUGCGCCAUGGUUGGGGUUGUGAAUCCAACCAGGAGCAAGCCGUUCAAUACUUGUCCAUGGCAGCAUCGAACAGUGCUGAAGUUGAAAAAUUAGCACUUGGGGCUGGCAUGAAAAAAGGAGGUGCAGCCAAAGGCGAACUUGUGCUGGCCAUGUAUGAGUUGGCCAACUGCUUUCGCAAUGGCUGGGGUAUCAAGAAAGACCCUACAGCGGCGAAGCAAUAUUACGAAACGGCUGCCAACCUGGGUGACACGGAUGCGAUGAAUGAGGUAGCCUGGUGCUACAUCGAGGGCUUUGGUACGAAGAAAGACAAGUUCAAAGCGGCUCAAUUCCUGCGCCUCGCAGAAUCCAAGGGUAACAAAACAUUAGGCAACACAUGGUAA
Messenger RNA from Bipolaris oryzae ATCC 44560, 1038 nucleotides. RefSeq lists its product as uncharacterized. The transcript has 5 exons. Gene Ontology annotation, molecular function: protein binding. The record is from RefSeq and is a predicted model, not a curated record. Bases 1 to 1038 code for a protein of 345 amino acids. NCBI's taxonomy places the organism in Eukaryota, Fungi, Ascomycota, Dothideomycetes, Pleosporales, Pleosporaceae.